Messenger RNA from Parnassius mnemosyne (clouded apollo), 1533 nucleotides. NCBI's taxonomy places the organism in Eukaryota, Metazoa, Arthropoda, Insecta, Lepidoptera, Papilionidae. The record is from the annotation of a GenBank genome assembly.
AUGAAAGUCCGAUCAAAUAAUCUCGGAGGAUUUUCUAAAAACUGUCUCAAACUUCGUCUAUUUUUGUUAUUUAUUAAAAACGUCAUUAGUUUCGAAGUUAUUGAACUGGAUGGUGGAUUGAUUAGACACGGCGGAAAGCCAAUAUUAAGAAAUGAUAUAAAAACUAAAAACCAUCAAGUUUAUUUUGAUACGGAUAAUGAUAGAAGAGGGUUAGACAGUGAUGAAGAAAUAAAGACUCUGUUGGAGGAGAAAUACAAGUUUAGAAACGACGAAACGUCUACCAGAUAUAGAAUUACACAUGACGAUAGAGAGUUCUCAGGAUUUACAGAGUCACCAGACGAACAGCUGGACUGGGCAUUCCGUUCGUAUGCCGUCCGAAGAAUCGUCGGUGGCAUGGAGACGAGCAUCAACAUGUAUCCGUACAAUGUCGCGAUAUCUAGGAAUGGAAAGCACUGGUGUGGGGGUGCUGUCAUCGACGAGCAGUGGGUCUUGACCGCCGGACACUGCCUGGAAUCCGCUUUCGAUGGUGAUAAGAAAAAACUUACAGCCUACGUCGUGAGAGCGGGCAGUUCUUUCCAUAAUCGUGGAGGAUACCAAGCCCGAAUAAAUAAGGUUUUCUUCUCGUCUGAAUAUACCCCCGGCAAUGCUGACUACGACUACAGCCUGGCCCGUUUGGACAGACCGCUACCAAUCGGGAGGAACAUAGCAGUCUUGAACCUGCCUUCUCGAGACUAUGUGAUCAAGCCAGAUGAUAUUCUCAUUGUCUCUGGAUGGGGAAGUACAGAUGAAUCCGGUUACGGCAACAUUCCGGACCGGCUUCGAUUCGUUCCCGUACCGGUUAUGAAACUGGAAGACUGUCAGGAUGCGUACAAAUUCUACAUAACACCGAGAAUGCUUUGCGCGGGGUACGCUACUGGUGGGAAGGACGCUUGUAACCAUGACUCUGGAGGUCCAGCUGUACGUGACGGCGUACUUAUCGGUUUAGUGUCAUUUGGAGGCAAACAGUGCGGUGACCCUCGCUCUCCUGGAGUCUACAGCCGUGUAGCAGAGGUGACAGACUGGGUGGAAGCAACAGUGACAGCCAAUGAAGCCAGCAACGUUCCAGAGCUAAGACCCAAAAUAUUGAAAGCCAGACAGAGGGAAAAAGAACUGCAGAAAUUCAAAGCCCAAGUGGAGGACAAAAAGACCAAAAUCAAGGAUUGGCUGCGUGAAACCCUUAGUUCGCCCACGUUUCUGGAGCUUGCGAAAAGAAAACUAAAAGAGGCUGGCUUAAUUCUGAGAAGGCGUUUCAGAAGGGCAUACAGUGAGAACAAAGUCAUGGACGAUAGAAUGAUGGAUGACGCAAACCUUUCUAACCAGAUAAACGAACGAAUAUUUGGUGAUGAGGGAGAUAACGAAGCGGAGGCCCUUCUCAGGAUGAUGGCCGUUCAAGAAAUAAUGGCGGAUAGGAAAGAAGAGGCCGUUUUAUACGGAAAUGGGAAUGAGAGGGGGGGAAGCGGCGAUACGAGUGCCUUAAUAGCUUUUAUUACUUAA